AUCUUUGCGUCGCAAAGCAACGGCCAUGGACAUGAAGAGCCACGCUAGCGUGUUCUCGGUACUAUUUCUCGCAGCUACUGUCGCUGCACAAUCGGAAAACUGCCCUCGGUCCACCGGGUGUAAUACGUGCUGCUGUAAUUCCUCCUCCAACACCGAGUUCUUUGAGUCAGCAGACGGCACCACCGCACUCGAGUGCACGGCCAUGCCCGCCCUCUACGAGAACCUCAUCGGGAACUUUUUGGUUGAUUUUGUGAUACUAGGCCCUGUAACUAGCGGAGACGGAUACACCACUGGCGAAGUUGUGGUAGAUAGGUACCACCCCCUGGUGUCGGUGGUAGCUAGGCAGGACCCUAGCCCAGACAGCGUAGCUGGAGCGGCAGACCUAAUCCUGUGCGAUGGGGACACAUGGAAAGAGAGUGUGAGGGUAUGCCUUGACCUGUUCUCCACUGGAGCUGCUUCUCAGAGAGCUCCUCGUGACAGUAACUGUAGCUAUGGCUACAUACAGUGGACCCUACUGGAAACAGAGGAGUUUGAACCACGUGAUGAAAUUCCCGAGGCCUGCUAUCCUAGAGUCCCUGAAAAAUGCCCGGAAACUGGUCCUAUCCAAGGUUGCCCAAGCUGUUGUUGUGAAUCUAGUGAAAACGUUGAAUUCUACAAUCCGGACGCUCCCACAGAGCCCAGCUGCACUGCACCAGUUCCUGCCACCUACAACAUCACCUUUACCUUCAACUGGACUCAAACUUGCCAUCCCGACUACAGCUUUGGUUUCCAGCAGGCCUUCACGAACCCAGUGGCACUGUCACACAACCCGCAGUUUCGUAUGUGGGAUGCCUGCAUGGACAACCCUACCCUCGGUGUGAGAUCCAUUGCCGAAAACGGUCACACUAACAUCACCCUACAAGAAGGAGAAGCGGCUGGAGAAAACACUCUAGAUGGGUCGUUUGGCGACAUUCUUUUCAGUGGGGUUGGAAGCGUUUCUAUAACCCUGUCAGUGGAUAAAGAGCACCAGUGGGUCUCAGCAGGGUUGAUGCUGGUACCGAGCCCCGAUCGAUUUCUCGGAGUCGCAGAUCUGCGUCUCUGCAAUGGAGAGGCGUGGAAGGAGAGAGUGAAAGUGUGUCUCGAGCUGUUUGCGUCUGCUACGGCUUCAGAGAGGGUAGCUCCAGAGGGAGAAAGGAACAGCAUCCAAGCAAACAACUGCAGCUUUGGAUAUGCGGAAUUUAAUCUGAUGGGGUCUUCUGUGACCGAUUCUACUGCAGCUACUGUUCAAGCCAAGAACGUUGGCAUUCUGCUGCUGGCCACCAUGUUCAUGUCAUUCCUACUCCUUAUCAACUAGUUGUAGAAGAUCAACUACCUAUAUAACAAUGAUGGAGUUAUGUUUAUUUAAUCAUUCAGCGAGCUUCUUUAGUUAGAAUAGUUGACAAUGAGUAGAUUGUAGAUAUUAAAGACAAUUUUAGUGGAAUAGCAAUUUUGAUGAUCAUAAUUUUGGCUGAUGUAUAUAUACAACUACAUAAACUGACAGGGAAAAAAACAACACUGUGUGUGUGUGUGUGUGCGUGUUUGAAGGUUUAAAGGAAGUGAAUGUGGACUCCAAAGGGAAUGCAGCAUCUUAGUGGUAAACAGACAAACAAUAAACAAAACAUACAAAUUGAACAUUCGUUCAGGACGAAGAUUUCAUCCGACUCAGUUUGGGCGAGGUGCCCACUGCUCUCUUGUUCCCCACCCACCCCUUCACACCCACACUGCCCUCGUAGUUCUGAAACAACAGUGGGCGGGUGUAGGCCAGUCUGUAGCUGCUG
Molecule: messenger RNA, 1796 nt
Organism: Geodia barretti
Lineage: Eukaryota; Metazoa; Porifera; Demospongiae; Tetractinellida; Geodiidae
Source: the annotation of a GenBank genome assembly